UUAUACAGGGAAAGAAGGAAUGCUUUGCCUCUUGUUUGUUUGUUUGCUAUGAUCUGAUCCGGGCAGACAUUGCCCUUGAACUGGCUUGGGUAAACAAUAUGAUCGACUUUGCCUUCCCAUAUCUUCUACAGUUUAUCCGUGAGUACACGGGCAAAGUUGAUGAACUUGUGAAGGACAGAAUUGAAGCACAGAACCAGGUGAAAGCUAAAGAACAAGAAGAAAAGGAAGUAAUUGCACAACAGAACAUGUAUGCUCAAUUGCUACCUCUUGCUUUGCCUGCACCACCAAUGCCUGGAAUGGGAGGUGGGUUUGCCCCUCCCCCUCCAAUGGGUGGUUUGGGGAUGCCUCCAAUGCCUCCUUUCGGCAUGCCACCAAUGGGCAGCACCUACUGAUUUUCAAACAAUUGUGGUAAGUUCAGCAAUGAUCGGUCUGUA
Arachis ipaensis is the source of this 434-nucleotide messenger RNA. The record is from RefSeq and is a predicted model, not a curated record. NCBI's taxonomy places the organism in Eukaryota, Viridiplantae, Streptophyta, Magnoliopsida, Fabales, Fabaceae.